Molecule: messenger RNA, 1552 nt
Organism: Rhinichthys klamathensis goyatoka
Lineage: Eukaryota; Metazoa; Chordata; Actinopteri; Cypriniformes; Leuciscidae
Gene: zdhhc20b
Product: zinc finger DHHC-type palmitoyltransferase 20b
Exons: 14
Coding region: 74-1195 (373 amino acids)
Biological process (GO): peptidyl-L-cysteine S-palmitoylation; synaptic vesicle maturation; protein targeting to membrane
Cellular component (GO): endoplasmic reticulum; Golgi apparatus
Molecular function (GO): protein-cysteine S-palmitoyltransferase activity
Source: RefSeq, a predicted model, not a curated record
GAGGUUGGUGUGGCACGGGUGGACGGAUAACAUCCCUCCCUUUCCCGUCUUUUGUAGUCAAGGAAGAAGAAAGAUGGCGCCUACACAUGUACUGAGAUGUUGCCAGAGGGGUCUGGCGUGGAUACCGGUGAUAUUUAUUGCCUUAGUUGUGUGCUGGUCGUAUUAUGCAUACGUGGUGGAGCUGUGUAUAUUAACUAUUCCUAGCACGGGCGAAAAAUUCAUCUACCUGGUUGUGUUUCACCUGUCAUUCGUCAUGUUUGUGUGGUCGUACUGGAAAACCAUCUUUACAAGACCAGCAAACCCUUCCAAAGAGUUCUGUCUACCUAAAUCUGAGAAGGAACAGUAUGAGAAGGAACAGCGUCCAGAAACUCAGCAGGAGAUCCUGAAGAGAGUGGCCACUAGCCUGCCCCUCUACACCCGCACCGGGGCAGGAGCUAUCCGGUACUGUGACCGCUGCCAGGUCAUCAAGCCAGACAGAUGUCAUCAUUGUUCUGCAUGUGACAUGUGUGUACUAAAGAUGGAUCAUCACUGUCCAUGGGUAAAUAACUGUGUGGGUUUCUCCAACUACAAGUUCUUCAUCCUGUUCCUGACCUAUUCGCUUGUUUACUGCUUAUUCAUCGCAGCCUCUGUCCUCCAAUACUUCAUAAAGUUCUGGACACUUUGCCGGAGGAAAUCGGCAGAGAAUUGUCCAAAGAAUGACCUGCCAGAGUCUCACGCCAAAUUCCAUGUCUUGUUUCUCUUUUUUGUGGCGGCCAUGUUCUGCAUCAGCAUUCUUUCACUCUUCACUUACCACUUGUGGCUUGUGGGAAAAAACAGGUCCACCAUAGAAGCGUUCAGAGCCCCGGUCUUCAGAAACGGCCCUGAUAAAAGUGGAUUUUCCCUGGGCUUCAGCAAGAACAUUGCUCAGGUGUUUGGGGACCAGAAGAAGUACUGGCUACUUCCUGUCUUUACCAGUCAAGGAGACGGCCUUUCUUUUCCUACACGGUUGGUCACUGUUGAUCCAGAGCAGCCCACUGAAUGUCCCCAGCCUGGCGGGUUGGAUAAAGGUGCUGUAGAAGGACCUGCUGAGCAAACCAGCCCUCUCAGUGAAUCCCAAAACCGUCUGUUAGGCAACGAAGAAGAUCACAAAGAGAUAGAUGUCUUAAAGUCUGAUGAAAGUGAAGCCAUCACUAUCUCUAUUGAGAGCGAGUCAUAGCUAGGACUGAAGCUGGUGAGGGGUGAGUCCUCAGCGGUUUCGUGCCUUUGACUCCCAGUACUGUUGAGGAGAAUCACCGCCAUCAAAGCUGAUGCCUUAAACAGCGCUUUUUCUCUAAAAGCUCCCAAACACUUUCCAUUUCCCAUCGCUUACGGAGCAUCCCAAAUCUGUGCUGUACAUCAUGUCUAUAAAAUGACUCCCAGUCCCCGUUGAACUAUAGUAGCUGCACUCUUUUAACAAAGAUUUGCACGCAUGUCUUUUAGCAUCCAUCGUUUUUUGCACAGUAAACCGUUUUGUUGCUCAGGCCUGCAAAGACCCCACAAGACAUGCUUAUUUCACUUGUAAAUUGAUACAGGC